Zonotrichia albicollis (white-throated sparrow) is the source of this 3322-nucleotide messenger RNA. Lineage: Eukaryota; Metazoa; Chordata; Aves; Passeriformes; Passerellidae. The record is from RefSeq and is a predicted model, not a curated record.
UAUUUAUCCACCUCCGUUGUUGGGGCCACGCUUGAAAGCGCAGAAGAUGAAGAGGAGGGAGAAGAAAAUGAACCCGCUGUUGAUCCCACGAGCACAGGGGAAACCUACGAAAUAGUGGGUACUCUUUCUAAUCCAGAGAGUGCUGAUCUACAGUUUGCAAAGGAAACAUAUGCAGUCUCUUCUCGAGAAGAACUCUUAAGCCACUUGCUUGAGUGUGAAAUUGUUUUAUAUAAUAUCACUGAGGAUGUAAGCCAAAUUGAGGAAGCAACAUGGGCUGCUUCUGCCCUACAUAAGGAAAUAGAGACUUUUGCAAAACAAAAGUUAUUCAUCCUCAUUUCAACAAUAAUGACCUGGGCAAAUACCAAACCCUUUGACCCUGAAAAUCCUGAAGCUCCUUUUAUUGAAGAAGAUUUUCGCAAGAGAAGGUCUCAUCCUGCCUUUGUGGAUCACCUAAAUGCUGAAAAACACAUUGCAAAACUGGGGAAAACUAACAAAAAAAAGUUUUCAACUUAUGUUGUUGCCUCAGGACAUCAAUAUGGAGCUGAGGAAGGACUCUUUCACUACUUUUUUAAGAUGUGUUGGCUUGGUGAGACUCCUGCAAUACCUGUUUUUGGAGAUGGCAAGAAUAUUAUUCCAACCAUUCAUGUUCGUGAUUUAGCAAUAGUGUUGCAAAAUGUAGCAGAACUCAAGCCAGCCUUUCAGUACAUACUUGGAGUAGAUUCAUCGAUGCACACGCUUCGAGAAUUAAUAAAGUGUAUCAGUAAAAAUAUUGGACCAGGAAAAAUUGAGAAGGUUCCUAAAGAAAAUGCAUUCCUGAGCAAAGAGCUAACAGUCAGUGAUUUGCUUUCUUUUAUUUCUUCAGGAAAGUAUUUAAACUUAAAACAAAUGCAACUGGAUAUGUUGUUUGUGAACCUGCGAAUGGAAUCUCUUUAUUUGAAAGAGAAUUUCAACAUUAACUGGUUUGCUGAGACAGGACUGAUAGAUAACAUUGCUCAAGUUGUCUUGGAAUACAAGCAAGCUCGAGGAUUACUGCCUCUCAAAGUUUACAUUCACGGUCCUCCCGGCUCUGGCAAAUCUACCAUUGCUAAGGAGCUCUGCAAGCACUACAAGCUACAUUAUGUUAGCACAAAUGAUGCCAUUUCUGAAAAAAUUGCAGAUCUGGAGCAAAUUGUGGCUAAAGAACCUGUCAGGGUGGAAAGUGAAGUAGAAGGAGAAGGAGAAGGAGAAAGAGAAGGAGAAGGAGAAGGAGAAAGGGUUGUAGAGGAGGAGGAGGAGGAAGAGGGUGAAAAUAUAGAAGAAGCAAAGGAUUUCUUAGAUGCAAUAAAAGAAAACAUGCAGCAGAAUAAAGGGAAACUAGGUGAUGAGUAUAUCCUUAAAAUUAUGAAGGACAAGCUCAUGUCCAUGCCUUGUAGGAAUCAGGGAUAUGUUUUAGAUGGGUUCCCAGAGACCUAUGAAGAGGCAAUGGAGCUUUUUAGAGUAGAAGAAGAUGAAGGAGAAGAAGAAGAGGAACAAGCAGCAGGCAAAAUGCCUAAAUUUAAUCAAAUAAUCAUACCUGAAUUUAUUUUUUCUUUGAUGGCAUCUGAUGAAUUCCUUAUAAACAGAAUAAUACAACUUUCAGAGAGUGAAGUUGCUGGAACUCAAUAUACUGAGGAGCAGUUCCUGGAAGCUCUGAAACACUUCCGCAAGAUAAAUGCUGAUGAUGUGACAGUUCUCAACUAUUUUGAUGAACUUGAAAUACAUCCUCAGUUUGUUGAUGUAGCUGUAUAUGAAGAUUUUGAAAACAGACUUGCUGUAUCAAAGAUCAUCAAGGAAGUUGGAGAACCUCGGAAUUAUGGUUUGACAGAUGAAGAAAAGGAGGUUUUGCAACGCCAGGCAGCUGAGGAACAGCUUGCCAAAGAAGCUAAAGAAAAAGCUGAACAAGAGCGUAAAGAAGAUAAGGAAAGGGAAGAAAGAAAGGAGAGAUGGGAAGAGUGGAUUAAACAGCAGGAGGAAGUGAAAAAACAGGAACAAGAGUUAUUGGAGGCCCAGUCUAUUCCACUACGAAAUUAUUUAAUGAAGAAUGUCAUGCCAACACUUAUGCAAGGGAUAAAUGAAUGUUGUAGGAUCAGGCCCGAUGACCCAGUCAAUUUUCUGGCAGAAUAUCUCUUCAAGAACAGUCCUGAUAUCGACUGGAAUAAACGUUAAAUCCUAGCUGCAGCAGGAAUUGUGAAACAAAAAGGGAGAAAAUUCCUAAUACAUUUUAGAUAAAAAAAGACUUAGUUUCUCAUGUUAUUUUUGUUUAGGCUUACUAUGCAAUCUUCAUUUUUAUUUAUCAUACUUUAUUACUAUUUUGUACUGGAUUUUUAAUCCUCUUCUACAACAUUUCCAUUUGCUGUAUGUAUUGAUUGAUACAUUUACACAUCCAUAUAUUAUUUUCCUAAUCCUUAGUGAAUGAAGGCAGCUAGCCUGAGAAAACCUUUUAUUAAAAAAAGUAUUUCUACUGAAAAAGGAAAUAAAUAGAAGCAGCAAACUCUCUUAUUUCCCCUCCCAGUUUGCCAAGAGGCAAAAAUUCACACAAUACAGUCUUCCUGUGCUUCUCUGAAGAUUGACUGGUAAACAGGUUACCAACACAGGUAUGUCAUAAAACCUGUGCUUUACUUUGGUAUCAAACACAUGGCUGUAGAACUGAUUUAAUGAUCUUCAGCAUUCAACACUAGAUAGAUAUUUUUUAGAGAUUCUUGAAGAGUUUCCAGCACAUGGCUGUCCUUCUCAGUUUUGCUGACUUCAUCCAGCUGUCACAGGAACCAUAUCUGUGCUGACUGAGACCGAAGGGAUUGCAUACUUAGUGUAAAACAAAUACAGGAUUUUGUCAAAACAGAAGGCAAGGACCCUUUGUGGAAAGGGAGGGGGGAAAAGUGGAAGAGCUGAAAGAAUAGUGAUAUAGAAACAUUUGACAUUUAUAUUGUCUUUGAGCAUCAGAAUUUUAGAUGUGUUAAUGCCUGAUGUUUUUAUUCAGAUAUAUUAGUGUUUUUGUAGAGUAUCUUAUUUCAUCUGUUUUCAUAGUUAGACAAGUUGGGAAUAGAAUUCAGAACCAAUAUCUCCUACUCUAAAGAAACACAUAUUUUUGCGAUCUAUACGUCCUAUAUGCUGUCAGCCAAAGUCACCAUUUGUCCUGUGAAGCAGUUGAAGAUAAAAUAAUCGGUAGCUUUUGACACUUUUUUUAGUUUGAAAGUGCUAUUUUUCAGAAUAAAGAUGACACUUAAAAAGAGGGGGCAAACAAGGUUUUCGCUAGAGUUACUGUAAUGCAUUGACUUUUCUAACAAUAAAGUUUUGAACUAAUCUA